AUGUUCGUGUUUCCAGCCUUCGACUCCAACUACAAGACCCGUAAGCGGACGUUCAACUGCUGCCAGAACUGCCGCAUCAAGCGGGUCAAGUGUGAAAUCACCUCUACUGACUACGAACGAGUGGGAUGCAAAACUUGCAACAGGCACAACUGGAAGUGCAGCCUCAUAAAGCGCAAAGCCGGCCAGCCUGACGACGAUGACGAUGACGGCAAGACCCCUGGCCCAGCAGGUUUGACGGAAAACGACGACCCUGAGCUCGACGACAUCAAGGAAUCGUCAGACUCGUCGUUGGAAGGGUUCCCCAAUCGUGAGCCAGGACCCACAGAGCCGUUGCGGAUCACGCCGCUGUUCCUCAAACAGCGCUUCAACUUCAAUAUCCUGGGACCCGAGUCGUUGUCCACGUACCAACUCUACUACCACGGACACCCCAAGGCCAUCAUCGCCAACGCGUCGGAGGACCAGAGCAUCUGGCACGAGUCAGGAGUCUACAUCAAGGUCAAGAAGGAGGAUGACGCCAAGUCCUACAAGGUGCGCAACUUCGGCAAGGCAGGCAAGGAGAAGGAGUUCUAUAUCCGCAAUCCCCUGAUCUACAAUUUCCUCCUCACCAUCAACGCAUUCACGUUAACUUCGCAGGAGUACCCGUUCGACUACUUUGACACCAAGCAGUUGGUGGAGUUGUACUUCUACAAAAUCAACUCGAUUUUCCCGGUGGUCAACGAGAGCAAGUUCUGGGACGACUUCAAGGCCGACAAGGCCCAGAACGUGUUGGUGUACACCAUGGUGUUGGUCAUCGCCCGCGACAAGAUGGCCGAAUCCAUCUUGCGGCGAGUGUUCUCCAAAAACUCGGCGUCCUCCGACGAUCCCCGAAACUUCACCCAGAAAUUGCAGACAUUCAUGACUGACUUGGAGUACAAAAUAAGACAGAUAUUGUUGAUAUUGCCCCAGCUAGGCGACGACGACAAGUUUACCCGACUCGUAACCCUGGUGCUUCUUUCCCUCCACUUCAAUUUUGACAAGCUCGGAAACGAGCAGAGUUCUCACGACUUGACCGAUGCCAUCAAUCUCGGAGUAGCUCUUGGAAUCCACAUGAAAAGAUUGUCGUCAAAAAUAGAUCCGCUUCGUGCCGAAUAUACCACCAAUCUAUGGUGGUGCUGCUACAUUUUUGACCGCUUCAACGGGUUGUUCAACCAAAGAAAUUUGUUUAUCAGACAGGAAGAUUUCAAUGUGGAUUUGCCCUACAACAACAUCAAUUUACUUAAAUUAGUGCAGUUGGCCAGGGCAUUGGAAAACAUGUUCUUGGCUAUCUAUACACCCUUCAAUGAUACUAAUGCGACUAUUAGUGGGAAAGAGAAUAGCCAAACGCCAAACAACCUCAUGAACAUCAACCCAAGGUACAAUAUGUUCAAUAUUGACGAGUUUCAAAAGCUAGAAUUCGAGCUAUGCGACCAGGAAAGAAAUAACCCCAGAAAGAUUUAUGAAUCGAACGGAAAUGCUAGCGACUACGUGAGCAACACCAUUCACUUUCUAUCCAGAAUAGUUAACAAUGCCAUCAUCAUGGGAUCACAAAAGGCUAAGUAUGAUAAUCCUCAGAUUCCAAUGAGCAUACCAGAUGACUGUGCAAUAAGAGCCGCUUCUAACAUCGUCAAAUAUGUCCGGGAGAUGCAAGAGGACUACGUGAUCAAUAUUCCAGUCGUUCCUUGGUGUAUUUCCUUGGCGAUGGCAAUCUCACUCAAAAGGAGAACUAAAGCCUAUUUUAAGGAACCAUUGAAUAGUGCCGAUAACAACAAGCUUGAGUUUGAGUUAGAAGAUUACUUGGCGGCUUUAAAGAAGUUCUCGAACACAUGGUGGUUUGUCGAUGAAAUGUACAGACUCACCAAAGAUUUCACAGAUAAGUUGGCAACAAAGGCUAUUCGCAGAACAACCAAAAGAAGAAAAAGCGCUUCCAACAAUAGCAUUCAUAAAGCACAAAAAUUGUCGCCACAAUCAAAGCCCAAGUGGGGAGAUUCUAGGGCACUGUCGGUACCGUCCAAUAGUAUGCAUUCCGGGUACCAGUCAGUAUCAAAGGCGGACUCCAUUCCUUCAAUUCAGAACAUAUUAAGACCAGAGCCAGUGGCACCGGAAACUGGAGAACACUACAACAGAAAUUCGAUCGAGAAUGGAUCACCCUUGACGACCGUCAGCUCCAACGACUUGGAUUAUGACCAGUAUUUUGACUCGAUGCAAAUAGAUAUUUUCAACUACGACUUCUUCAAGGAUGUGCCUAAUGCCAUAAACAUGCUUAGUUGA
Molecule: messenger RNA, 2286 nt
Organism: Suhomyces tanzawaensis NRRL Y-17324
Lineage: Eukaryota; Fungi; Ascomycota; Pichiomycetes; Serinales; Debaryomycetaceae
Exons: 1
Coding region: 1-2286 (761 amino acids)
Biological process (GO): DNA-templated transcription; regulation of DNA-templated transcription
Cellular component (GO): nucleus
Molecular function (GO): DNA-binding transcription factor activity, RNA polymerase II-specific; DNA binding; zinc ion binding
Source: RefSeq, a predicted model, not a curated record